CGCCCCCCCUUCUCCCCCCUCCCCCAAGCUUCUCCCCCGGCCGCUUUGCGGAAGGGAGGCCGCUAUGGCAGAUGAAAUCGCCAAAGCUCAGGCCGCUCGGCCUGGUGGCGACACGAUCUUCGGGAAGAUCAUUCGCAAGGAAAUCCCAGCCAAAAUCAUUUUUGAGGAUGACCAGUGUCUUGCUUUUCAUGACAUUUCCCCGCAAGCACCAACGCAUUUUCUGGUGAUACCCAAGAAGCAUAUAUCCCAGAUUUCUGUAGCAGAAGAUGCUGACGAAAGUCUUCUUGGACAUUUAAUGAUUGUUGGCAAGAAAUGUGCCGCUGACCUGGGCCUGAAGAAGGGUUACCGAAUGGUAGUGAACGAAGGCUCCGAUGGGGGGCAGUCUGUCUAUCACGUUCACCUUCACGUUCUUGGAGGUCGGCAGAUGAACUGGCCUCCUGGCUAAGCAUGUUUUAGGGAUAAUUUUCCCUACUGCAGGCAAUGGUCAGUUUUACAAGUUAAACAGUAUGCUUUUGCCUGUGUAUGGAGAGAUUGAGGAAAUAAUUUCUAAAACCCACAUAUAAUAAAAGACAUUGUUGCAUGUUCUGAA
Messenger RNA from Phyllostomus hastatus (greater spear-nosed bat), 589 nucleotides. It is a transcript of the gene HINT1, whose product is annotated as histidine triad nucleotide binding protein 1. Gene Ontology annotation, molecular function: hydrolase activity. Gene Ontology annotation, biological process: purine ribonucleotide catabolic process. The transcript is spliced from 3 exons. Bases 65 to 445 code for a protein of 126 amino acids. Gene Ontology annotation, cellular component: cytoplasm; nucleus. The record is from RefSeq and is a predicted model, not a curated record. NCBI's taxonomy places the organism in Eukaryota, Metazoa, Chordata, Mammalia, Chiroptera, Phyllostomidae.